UUCUUUUACUCCCCCUGUUGACGAUCCUCCUUUGGAGGAGCAAUUAACCCAAGACAGAGACUCCCUCCGCACUCUACCGGUCCAGCCUGAGGUACUUAUCUUCCUUGAUUCUUCACUGCCCCUUGGUCCUAUUCUACCUUCUCCUCCUUUCAAGGUGAAAAACUUUCCUUGUCACAAAAAGGAGGAACUCCUUUUCCAUAAACCUGACCCUAUUAGAGUUGAGGCGAAGCCUAAAGCUUGGCAUCACUUCUGGCCUCGUCACCUAGAGGGCUGGAAUGAACGGGUAGAGUGGAUGACCGUGGUUAAAUCCACUAAAUAGCAUAGAUUAGGAAUUUUCCAUGCUAUCUAACUAAUCGAACGUUUCAUUCCUCCUGACUGUCCUCUUCUCCAGGUGGCCAUGUGUUUUUGGUCUCAUUCCACCAAUGCUUUUCACUUUCCCUAUAGAAUUCUUAGCCCAACCCUAAUGGACAUAGGAGCCCUUCUAGGCUUAACAUCUUUGGGUGAGGAGCUCAAUGGUGCCACCGCUGGCCAUCUUAAUGAUAAUGGCUUGAAAUUUGCUAGGUAUUGCACUUAUCCCAAUUGUGUGACAACGUAUAGAAAAAAGGUUGGCCUUGUCUCCCACUAGGAAUAUGUUGCAAUCCUACUCAUUUGGCUAUGUCGUUUUAUGACUUGUUUGAGAGCGGAGAAGAUCACCAAACCGUCUUGUUUGAGGCUCAAGAAUCCUCAGACUCCCCUGAUGAUGUCCAUACUACUGACGAACUGACCAUACUACCAGCGGGUAGUCUUCCUGAAGAGAAAACUUCCUUGAAAAGGCUUAAGCGAGGUACACGGCCUGCAACCACUCCGACUAAGUCUCCUUCCCUGACAUCGAAACGGUCUCGGACAGUAGUGCUUAUAUCUAACUCUCCGCCCAAGAAAUAUAAAAAAGUCACCAAUCUACCUCUACAUGAUGAUGCUGCUAUUUUCGUAACUUCUGAUGUACUUAAAGGCAAGGGUCAAGUUUCCAAUCAAGUACCUGUUCCCAUUCUGCCUAAGGCUCCGUCUACUCCAACUUCUAAAGACGCCUUCACAUCUCUUCCCAACUUAAGUGGCAUGCUCUCUCGCCUGAAUCUUCUCAGGUCCUCCUGAACUGAUAUUCCUAAGACUACUUCUGAUGCAUCUUCUCAGACCGUAUCUCUCAUUAACUGUGUGAGAGUUUUAUAUGAAUCUUUAGCCAACAUGUCUGCAAGGGAAUUUUGGAGGAGUGGGCAAACUUCUGAUUUGGUCAAACUUUCCCCUGACAUCCUGGCUGACCCCCUUUUUUCGGCGAGGCAGCGUGUUUACGGACAUCUUCUUAAGAAUUUGAGCUCGAUGCUAGGGAGCAUGGUCCCUGAGGCGAUUGAUGUCUUUGACUCAACUGAACAGCUUCUUGCUGCCCACAAAGCUGCUUCUGAAAAGGUGGACAUUGCCCAACCCAAACUGGAGCGUUUGAAGGCUGCCAUCGCUUCCGAGGCCAAGAUCAAAUGUCUGGAGGAAGAAAUCAAGAGUUUACAACAAGAAAAGGAGAGUAAAAGACAGCUGAUGAACUCUAACGCUCAAGAGCUCAAGGAUCUUUUCGAGGAAGUUUCCUAGCCAACUAUAGAUCUACAAGCUUCUGAGUUGCGUGUUGAAACUUGGAGAGAGAUAUGCUUGAAUCUCUCAUCAAUUAUCUCAACUGGACGACCAAUUUCAGGCUUGCUGGUCUCAGGUAGCUGAAUGUCUCAAUUUUAAGGCCUAUGAGCUAGAAGAAUCUAAGGGGGAUGCCCCUUAGUAUGUUUUGAAUAAUUUCCUUUUCUCUCUUCCGUACUCUUUCCUUUUGAUGAUGAACCGUUUAUGGCCUUCCUUUUAAGUAAUGACAUUUUGACCAUUCUACUUUUGUAGUAUUGGUUCUUUA
Macadamia integrifolia is the source of this 1912-nucleotide messenger RNA. RefSeq lists its product as uncharacterized. The record is from RefSeq and is a predicted model, not a curated record. Lineage: Eukaryota; Viridiplantae; Streptophyta; Magnoliopsida; Proteales; Proteaceae. The transcript is spliced from 2 exons. Bases 655 to 1128 code for a protein of 157 amino acids.